UGAUCAGUUUCGGGAGCCAGAAUCUGCACGGGAACCACCACCUCGUCGAUGCCCUGUUUGGUCAGAAACGUUGGAUGCCCUAUCGAGAUACAGUCGACAAGGGGUGGUUGGUAUUCCUUCGCCCCCAGUCUGAAAAAGGCCCACCCCCUAGCAGAAGCCUAUGGCGCCAACCUUCUCAUAUGUGUGACGCAGGGCCCUGGCGCACUCGAAGAUUUCGGGUUCACGUAUAUCGCGACCGUUUUGUUUCAUGAGGUUCGGGAGGUUGAAUCGCGAAUGAGCAUCACGGCGACGUCGGGGUUGUCACCGUUGAUGUACAGAGUACUCCGUAGGUGUGCGUUAUUGCCAAGCUUUCCAACCCGGCUAGAUGGGAUGCUGCCAUUUUUAGCAGAUGGAGAAGGCAAAGUUGAAGUGUUUAUUCGAAAGUGGACGGCGACAGUGACCCUGUGUACUGCCAUAUGGACUUCUGGAACAUUUUGA
Messenger RNA from Blastomyces gilchristii SLH14081, 477 nucleotides. RefSeq lists its product as uncharacterized. The record is from RefSeq and is a predicted model, not a curated record. NCBI's taxonomy places the organism in Eukaryota, Fungi, Ascomycota, Eurotiomycetes, Onygenales, Ajellomycetaceae. The transcript is spliced from 3 exons. Bases 49 to 477 code for a protein of 142 amino acids.